Molecule: messenger RNA, 1344 nt
Organism: Microthlaspi erraticum
Lineage: Eukaryota; Viridiplantae; Streptophyta; Magnoliopsida; Brassicales; Brassicaceae
Source: the annotation of a GenBank genome assembly
AUGGCAGCGUUUAGCCACCGCCUCCGUAGUUUGUCGCGCCGCUUCUCCUCCACACGGAGCACUCAACGAAGCGGCGGAGUUACAAAAGUACCCACACUCUACACAAGCCCAGAGAUCGAAUCGGACUCCGUCACCCUCCAGCUCCACUCAUGGGGACGAGGCGCUUCAGGUCAGCUCGGCGGCGGAAUCGAAGAAAUACGAAUGUAUCCGUCUCCGGUCGCCAACCUUCUCCUUCGCUCAGAUCAAUCCUUAUCUCUCGCCCAAACGCCUGGAAGACUAGACGCCGAUUCACCGACAAACGGAUCGAAUUUCCGGGUCGGAAUCUCUUGCGGGUUGUUCCACUCGGGUUUAACUAUCGACGGAGAUCUAUGGAUUUGGGGGAAAGGAGACGGAGGAAGGCUAGGAUUUGGUCAAGAGAAUUCAGUCUUCGUCCCAAACUUAAAUCCGCUUUUCGAGGAGCACUCGAUUCGCUGCGUCGCUCUCGGUGGCUUACAUUCCGUUGCUCUAACCCAUAAAGGAGAUGUCUUCACUUGGGGUUAUGGAGGGUUUGGUGCGCUUGGACAUUCGGUUUACACCAGAGAACUCGUCCCUCGACGUGUUGAAGGCUCUUGGGACUGCAAAAUCUCUGCCAUUGCAACUAGCGGAACUCAUACCGCUGCUAUUACUGAAUCAGGAGAGUUGUAUAUGUGGGGUAGAGAGGAAGGAGACGGCAGACUAGGACUCGGGCCAGGCCGAGGACCGAACGAAGGUGGUGGGCUCAGUGUGCCUUCAAAGGUCAAAUCUUUAACGGUUCCUGUAGCGUCUGUCUCAUGUGGUGGUUUCUUCACAAUGGCGCUUACACAAGAAGGACAACUUUGGAACUGGGGAGCAAAUUCAAAUUAUGAGCUCGGACGUGGUGAUAACUUGGGAGGUUGGAAACCAAUGCCGGUUCCGAGUCUAGAAAGCGUUCGUAUCACUCAGAUUGCGUGCGGUGGAUAUCACUCUCUCGCCUUAACCGAGGAAGGUAAAGUACUCUCUUGGGGCCACGGUGGUCACGGCCAAUUGGGUAGUUCUUCGCUGCGGAACCAGAAAAUUCCUACAGAAAUCAAAGCAUUAGCAGACAAAAAGAUCGUCUUCAUCGCUUCUGGAGGUUCCUCUUGUGCAGCAAUAACAGAUGAAGGUAAACUCUGGAUGUGGGGAAACGCUAAAGAUUUCCAGCUCGGAGUUCCAGGACUCCCGGAGAUCCAAACUUCUCCGGUGGAAGUCAACUUCUUAACCGAAGAAGAUGAACUUAAACCGCACAAGGUUAUCUCAGUCUCCAUUGGUGCUUCUCAUGCUCUUUGUUUAGUCUCAAGAUCACAUUGA